GGCUCUCAGUCUGGUCAUCCUUUAGUAUCGCAUCCCUGACGCCGAGCACGAGGCCCGGAGCGAUGGCGACACCCGAGGCGGAAAAGCUUGGAGCCGAUCUACCGGCAGGUGUCCAGGGCACCAUGGAUGGAGAGAAGCCACCACUCUCCCAAAUGGAGGAGCUUAGAAAGGCCAUCGAGCCGUUCAAGCUGAAGUAUGGCCACUACUUGACACAGCUCCGCCCCUGGCGGGAAUUCAUCCGAUUGUCAAAACCUGAAGGUGAUAUUCAGAAACGCUUGCAGAUGAACCUUUCGCACUUUCAGAUCAACUAUGCAGUGGUCUUUCUGUUGCAGAUGGUUCUUGCCAUCAUUUCUCACCCUGAGUGUUUGGUUGUGAUCUGUGUGAUGGCUGCAGUGUGGAUUUUGUUUCUCAAGAAGAACGACGACCCCAACUGGGUGGUCAGUGUGGGUGGCAUGCCCAUGGGGAAGACUCAAAGAUGGAUGGCCCUGAGCGGAAUCACUGCCAUCGUCCUACUUUGCGUUGUCGGACAGGUGAUGUUUUCUGCCGCUUUCUUUUGCUCCAUCCUGGUGCUGGUGCAUGGGAUUUUGCACCCUGUCCCAGAGGCUGAUGAGAUGAAUGAGAUCAUUUGAAUCUUGGCAAGUGGUAGCUUCGCAACCGUUGUUUCACUGAUUCCAUAUGGUCACUAGGAAGCCACCAGGAAAGCGUCCAAAAGCUACAGAAAGAGCGGCUGUUGCACCGAAAGAGAUGCACACGGCAAUGCUAUCCUUUCUACCCCUGAGACCUGUGCAGUUCUUCGGGUAGAGAGAUUUGUGACAUCCAAAGCGGAAGAUGUGCACAGUGGCAUGCGCAGAAUCAUGCAAAAGAGAACCGGCUGACUGUCCGAUUGCUUGUCUAUCGUUUGGUUUGCAACCUUCAAGAGCCUACUGAAGAAGGAGAUGCGACGGAGUGAAGGUUCUCCCAAACCGAGGCUUCAGGUAUCCUUCUACGAAAAGGGACUUUCAGACCUGUCGAACAUCAGAUGCUCAUUUUGCCAAGG
Durusdinium trenchii is the source of this 1036-nucleotide messenger RNA. The record is from the annotation of a GenBank genome assembly. Lineage: Eukaryota; Dinophyceae; Suessiales; Symbiodiniaceae.